Messenger RNA from Mesorhabditis belari, 1077 nucleotides. The record is from the annotation of a GenBank genome assembly. Lineage: Eukaryota; Metazoa; Nematoda; Chromadorea; Rhabditida; Rhabditidae.
AUGGUUCAGGAAAGUACAAUGAUCUGUGUUGAUAACUCUGAAUUUAUGCGCAAUGGGGAUUUUGCUCCGACGCGCCUCCAAUGCCAGCAAGAUGCUGCAAACCUUGUGGUUCAAUGUAAGCUCCGCGCGAACCCUGAAAAUGCAGUAGGAGUGCUUUCAAUGGCAGGGGAAGUGACCGUGCUUUCUACAAUGACUCAAGAAAGCUCUCGCCUCUUUAUGAAGUUGCAUCAACUUGAACCAAAGGGUGAAUGCAAGGUCAUUUCGGCAAUUAAAAUAGCCCACUUGGCUUUGAAACAUCGUCAGAACCGUAAUCACAAAAUGCGUAUUGUGCUCUUCUGUGGCAGUCCGGUUGAAGACGUCGACGUCGCUGAGUUGACUAAAGUUGCCAAGAAAUUGAAGAAGGAAAAGGUGCAAGCUGAUAUUGUAUGCUUCGGGGAGGUUGACGCUGAAAACGCGAAGGUUUUUGAGCAAUUUAUUGAUACGCUGAACGGAAAAGAAGGAACUAACUCUCAUCUUGUGAUUGUUUCUUCUGGUUCUACUUUAACGGAGGCAAUCGCCAAUAGUGCUGUUUGUCGCGGAGAGGAUGGAACCGCAGCCCCAAUCAACAUUCAUGGAGGUGGUUUCGAGUUCGGAGUUGAUCCCGACGAGGAUCCAGAUCUUGCUUUGGCACUCCGUGUUUCACUUGAAGAGCAGCGGGCUCGUCAAGCCGCUGAAGCCGCAGCUGCUGGUGGCGGUGGUGGUGGCGCUGCCAACGAACCUGCGUCUCAAGAAGUUCCGAGUGGAAUGCCCGAUGUUAUGGAUAUGGAUGUUGGUGCAAUGGAUGAGGAUCAGCAACUUGAAUGGGCAUUGCGCAUGAGCAUGCAGCAAGAUCCGAAUGCUCAGCCUUCUACAAACACCGAGGGCUCUGGAAACACUGGUCAGCAAUCAAUGGAUACACAGCCUGCUGAAGGAUCUGGAAGUCAAGAUGAUUUAUUGAACAACCCCGAGUUAUUACAGCAGAUGGUCAAUAAUCUGCCUGGUAGCACCAAUGAACAACCGAAGGACGACAAGGACAAGGAUAGUGAACACAAGGCAAAU